Molecule: messenger RNA, 522 nt
Organism: Cylicocyclus nassatus
Lineage: Eukaryota; Metazoa; Nematoda; Chromadorea; Rhabditida; Strongylidae
Source: the annotation of a GenBank genome assembly
AUGAUCUCCAUGAAACUGAAAAACGUUAGCCUCCUCUCUGUUAUGUAUUCUCUUUGCAAAUUUAGGCUGCGUUUGGAGCUGUUUGUGCUGCCGUUCCAGCGAUGUUCUAGCGAAGUGCUGAGACCGUGCAGUCGAUCGAUACGCUGUGCUUUUCCAGGUGGGAUCCAGCAUGGCCUUGGGAGUCGUUGCGGCACUUCGCUAAAACGGCGCUGGCUCAGGUGCCAGCACGCACACUCUGAACGCAACCUUAGCGAGAAGUCAAUAUUUGAGAGUUUUUUAGGCAGUAAGUGUAUACCUGUGUUUCUUUCAUAAACUCCUCAAUUAGGCAUACUGCGACGAGUACUGCCAAGCACUGAUAAUCACAAAUAAUUGAAAUGCUCAAACUUUAUCCUUGUUUCUUUCACUGUAUCGUCGGCGAUUUUCACCGGCGGUCAAUCGAGCCAUCUCUGCCGUUUUUUUCUUUGAAUGUUUGAAGAUUGUGACCAUUAUGUAUCUCUUUAUACAUAUUGAGCCCAUUCCUGU